This is a messenger RNA of Scophthalmus maximus (turbot), 1088 nucleotides long. It is a transcript of the gene snapin, whose product is annotated as SNAP associated protein. The transcript has 4 exons. Gene Ontology annotation, biological process: lysosome localization; endosome to lysosome transport; synaptic vesicle exocytosis. Gene Ontology annotation, molecular function: SNARE binding. The record is from RefSeq and is a predicted model, not a curated record. Gene Ontology annotation, cellular component: synaptic vesicle; BLOC-1 complex; BORC complex. Bases 34 to 423 code for a protein of 129 amino acids. Lineage: Eukaryota; Metazoa; Chordata; Actinopteri; Pleuronectiformes; Scophthalmidae.
CUUCCGGUUUAGCUGCUGCCUUACUUUACCAAAAUGGCUGCCGCUGCUGCUGUGGAGGGGUCUUCGGGUAAAGAUGCUGUUGCUGAGGGGCUGCUCGACCUCCUUAAACCUGCCAUCCAGCAGCUCGACCUGCAUGUACACUCAGUCAGAGAAAGCCAGGUAGAAUUAAGAGAACAUAUAGACAACCUGGCCACAGAGUUAUGCAGGAUAAAUGAACAUCAGAAAGUGGCGCUUGACCUGGAUCCCUAUGUAAAGAAGCUGCUGAAUGCAAGACGAAGAGUAGUGCUAGUAAACAACAUACUGCAGAAUGCUCAGGAACGUUUGAGGCGACUCAACCACAAUGUGGCCAAAGAGACAGCACGGAGAAAGACGAUGCUGGAGGCUUCAGGAGUGUUCACAACCCGCUCCCCCAGUAGACCCUGACCCCUUCUCCUGCUUGGCACAGGAAAUACUGUGAACUCUCUUGAACACGAUUGACGUGCCAAUACAGGAAACUAACAUGACGAGGAAAAGUCUUCCUUUUACAUUUACUUGGCUGAUUGUCUAAUCACAUGCUGAUGUUUUCACUGGGUUGUUUGAUGUCUAAUAAUAAUAAUAAUAUUCAGGCUAUCUGCAUUAGGUUAUUGUCCAAUCCUCUGGCAAAAUACUCGUACAACAGAAUCAUCCUUAUAGUAUCACCAAUUCAUACAUUCUAUUUUGCACACAUGAAGACACCAAAGAGUUAUGACUAUCCACAUGUAUUUGACUUUCUGGCUUGGUAAAGUGAACUCUCCCUCUGUUUCUAAGUUUUGUUUAUUGGUACCACUGCACUUUCUCUGAAGCUCUGCUGACAAAGGUGUUGUAGCAAAUCAAAGCAAAGCAUAAUGUUAUGAAAUUGGUUUCAUAGUAGAUGAUGAAAAUAAAACUUCCUUUGUAGAUUGUUGUCUCGAUGAUUAUUUAACAUUGUGCUUGUUAUCAUUGUAUUAAAUUGAUUGCUUCAUUAAGAAUGUUUAUGAAAUAUCCAUUAAUUCCCAUGUUUUGCACAUCAGCUGUUUUGCAAAUGACUCUUUUGCUAACUUGCUAAUUAAAAUAAAGAGAUUGGAAAUGUG